AUGCGUGUAUUUUUCUCCUACGCUUUCCUUCUCGCCUUUGUGAAGUUUUUCCCUUUUGAUGAGGGCCCAGUGGCUGUAUAUGGAACCUCCGCGGUGAGAUUGGAUGUGUCGCCUCUGGAGCAGAUUCAGACAAGAGAUGAUCUUGGGAACGUGGAGAGAUGGAUAGAGCACGGUGGACCUGCCUCUUUUGGCUCGGUGGAUAAUAUUUGCGACACUCGUAGUCUUGGUGCUCUGAGAGAGGAUGCCCUGAAAGCUAUGGAUCAUCUUAGAGUAUGGGGACUGGCAAAGAAGUUCCAUCGGGUCUUGAAGAGCUUUAAUGACGAUUAA
This is a messenger RNA of Penicillium manginii, 327 nucleotides long. RefSeq lists its product as uncharacterized. Bases 1 to 327 code for a protein of 108 amino acids. NCBI's taxonomy places the organism in Eukaryota, Fungi, Ascomycota, Eurotiomycetes, Eurotiales, Aspergillaceae. The record is from RefSeq and is a predicted model, not a curated record. The transcript has a single exon.